Molecule: messenger RNA, 2361 nt
Organism: Linum tenue
Lineage: Eukaryota; Viridiplantae; Streptophyta; Magnoliopsida; Malpighiales; Linaceae
Source: the annotation of a GenBank genome assembly
GAGGAGUACAAAUUUGGGCCAAAUCAGUAGAUCAAAUUAUGAGCCCAAUUAAUAGCUGCGUGGUGGCCCAACAUGUACACGCUCUCCACCACCAUCGCCGUCGCCGAACGCCAUACGACCUCCAACUCUUUUCUCGUACCUUCUUCUUCUUCAGUUCAUCUUUCUCCCCGUCGUCUUCGAAUUCUCGCCGAACUCUGCCGCUAUCCGCCGACCGUUUAACCUCUUGAAAGCUCGGAAGCCGAAAAGCUCUCUUUCAGAGCUGCUAAAAUGGCGACUGUGAUGCAGAAGAUCAAGGACAUUGAAGAUGAGAUGGCGAAGACUCAAAAGAACAAGGCUACUGCCCAUCAUCUUGGCUUGCUCAAGGCUAAGCUAGCAAAGCUCCGCAGAGAGCUACUUGAGCCUCCAUCGAAAGGAGGUGGUGGUGCUGGCCAAGGCUUUGAUGUGACUAAAAGUGGAGAUGCCAGAGUUGGUCUCGUGGGGUUUCCUUCAGUCGGAAAAUCUACCCUUCUGAACAAAUUAACUGGGACUUUUUCAGAGGUUGCUUCCUAUGAAUUUACUACUUUGACUUGCAUCCCUGGUGUUAUCGUGUAUAGGGGAGCGAAGAUUCAGUUGCUGGAUCUCCCUGGUAUUAUUGAGGGUGCUAAGGAUGGAAAGGGUCGAGGAAGACAGGUAAACAUUUUUCUCCUAGUUUAUCUAACUGAUACCCUCAUUCAGCAUAUGUGUUGAUUGUACGGGUAGCUGCAUUUAUCUUGUUUGUCAGUACACGUUACUCUUCUCUAUGUGAUAUAAUGUUCGUUAACUAAGCAUUUUUUCUUUAAAGCAUAGGCCGCUUAUAGUGUUUAAUGGUAGAUGUUGAGAGUUACAGUGUAUUGCACUAUCAUGUUUAUGGACAAAGAUGUGCUUUGGAGUGUAUGCUGUAGUCUUUGUAGUUAGGUUGUGUGAUACCCUUCGCGAAUCAACAACCCAAGCAGAGCUUUGAGUGUUGCCUUCUGUUUUAUUUAAAGGUUGUUCCUCUAGUCUCAAGGGCAUUAAUAUUCCAUUGUUUAGUUAUAAUCCCCUGAUGAUUGGUUGUAGUCAUUUCACACUUCUACAUUUUGCACUCAACUUUCUUUUGGGACUUCUACUUUAUGUACUCUUGGCUCUCAUUUUUAUAUAUGGUACCACCUGGAUGAGUAAUGUGAAGCUGCAAGUGAAAUGCAGGUGAUAAGUACUGCCAGGACAUGCAAUUGUAUCAUAAUUGUUCUUGAUGCAAUUAAGCCAAUAACUCAUAAACGUCUUAUUGAAAAAGAGCUUGAAGGUUUUGGCAUAAGGUUAAACAAGGAGCCACCUAAUUUGACAUUCAGAAAGAAGGAUAAGGGUGGGAUUAAUUUCACAUCAACAGUUACCAACACACAUCUUGAUCUUGAAACCGUAAAGGCAAUAUGCAGCGAGUACCGAAUUCACAAUGCUGAUGUUACUUUGAGGUUUGAUGCAACGGCUGAUGACCUGAUCGACGUCAUUGAGGGCAGUAGGGUAUAUAUUCCAUGUGUCUAUGCCCUGAACAAAAUCGAUCAGAUCACUCUUGAAGAGCUCGAGAUUUUGGAUAAACUUCCUCACUAUUGCCCAAUCAGUGCUCACCUGGAAUGGAACCUUGAUGGGUUGCUGGACAAGAUAUGGGAGUAUCUAGAUCUCACUCGCAUAUACACAAAGCCCAAAGGGAUGAACCCAGAUUAUGAAGACCCUGUGAUCCUCUCAUCAAAAAAGCGGACUGUGGAGGACUUUUGCAACCAGAUUCACAAGGAUAUGUCUAAACAGUUCAAGUAUGCAUUAGUAUGGGGAUCCAGCGCCAAGCACAAGCCACAAAGAGUUGGAAAGGAGCACGAGCUGGAGGAUGAAGACGUGGUGCAGAUUAUCAAGAAGGUGUGAGGAAAGGCACGGAUCCGUUGCUACCUUGUUAUUAUGUCAUUACCGAGUAGUGAGGUUACUGUGAAAGAGCUAUGAAAUUCGGAAAACCAAUCAAGAUGAGCAGGAUGAGUGUUUCUCUACUUGGUUAGUUGGCGCGGUCUAGUGUUCAAACGAUAGAGGCUCCUGAUUUACCUGUGUGUUUGCUGAAGUGUAUCCAGAUCACCUUGUGAUGGAUCAGACAUUUGGUACACUGUGGAUGCAAGACCAGACAUGUAAAAUUUUGAUAUAAACAGGGAUGCAUAUGAACGUUGAAAUGAUCUUCUGUUGUGUUCCACUCUUCUGGCUCGACUUAUUUUCCUGUCGAGACGAUGGGGUCGAGGGCUAUAUGGUUGAAUUAGUGUCUGCAUAUCGGACUCGUGGUUGACUUGGUCCAAUGUGUCGUAAAAAGGUCGAAUAAACGUACUAGGAUUAUUAUGG